Molecule: messenger RNA, 1212 nt
Organism: Pyrus x bretschneideri (Chinese white pear)
Lineage: Eukaryota; Viridiplantae; Streptophyta; Magnoliopsida; Rosales; Rosaceae
Product: 2-alkenal reductase (NADP(+)-dependent)
Exons: 5
Coding region: 126-1169 (347 amino acids)
Molecular function (GO): oxidoreductase activity, acting on the CH-CH group of donors, NAD or NADP as acceptor
Source: RefSeq, a predicted model, not a curated record
AACGUUAUGAUUCCAAUUUUGUAAUACUCUCUUCUUUAACUUAUCCUCCUUUCUCUCAUCUUUCCCUCACUCUCUCUAUAUAUGUAUAUCCAGUGAGCUUUGCCUGCACAAAGAGGCAGCUGAAAAUGGAGGUAACCAACAGGUACAUUACUAUAAAAUCCCCCCUCGACGACGGAGAACCGAAAGAGUCAGACUUUGAGGUCAAAACUUCACCCCUUACUCUAUCAGUUUCCGCUGGUUCCACUGAUGUCAUCGUGAAAAAUCUCUAUGUGUCGAUCGAUCCGUACCAGCUCAACCGCAUGAAAAGGUUCAACUCCUCCCACAAAACCAUAAAUUAUGCAGCUGCCGUCGCCCCAGGAGAUGAAAUUGAUGCUUAUGGUGUGGCAAAAGUUGUGGCUUCUGGGAAUCCAGAGUUUGAGAAGGAUGACUUGGUUGUGGGGUUCAUCAGUUGGGGAGAGUACACUGUUCUAAAAAAAGGGACCAUGUUUAGGAAAUUUGAUCCUUUUGGAUUUCCACUUUCUUAUCAAGUUGGAAUUUUAGGUUUUAGUGGACUUACAGCAUAUGGGGGAUUUUUUGAAGUGUGCAAGCCUAAAAAGGGGGAGAAAGUUUUCGUAUCUGCAGCUUCUGGAUCGGUUGGAAAUUUGGUCGGACAGUACGCAAAACUCUUCGGUUGCUAUGUUGUUGGCUGUGCCGGAAGCAAAGAAAAGGUCACAUUGCUCAAGGGAAAGCUCGGAUUCGAUGAUGCCUUCAACUACAAGGAAGAGCCUGAUUUAAAGUCAACUCUCAAAAAGUACUUCCCGGAUGGGAUUGAUAUAUAUUUUGACAAUGUGGGAGCUGAGAUGCUGGAAGCAGCAGUUGAGAACAUGAACACCUUCGGUAGGGUUGCUGUCUGCGGCGUGAUUUCUGAGUACACAGAUGCCGGAAAGCGAGCUGCGCCAAAUAUGCUAGACGUUGUUUACAAGAGAAUUAAGAUCCAAGGGUUUUUAGCACCUGAUCUCAUGAAUGUGUACUUUGAUUUUAUCUCCACCACCGUGGAUCAUCUUCGCACGGGCAAUUUGCAAGCAGUUGAAGACAUCUCGUGUGGUUUGGAGAGUUUUCCAUCUGCUUUCAUUGGACUUUUUCGGGGUCAUAACACCGGAAAGAAAAUGAUUAAGGUUGCAGAUGAGUGAACAUAUGAUAUGAAUCUCUCAUUGUUGUUUGGUUUUACCUCCA